Molecule: messenger RNA, 3120 nt
Organism: Strongylocentrotus purpuratus (purple sea urchin)
Lineage: Eukaryota; Metazoa; Echinodermata; Echinoidea; Camarodonta; Strongylocentrotidae
Product: putative pyrophosphatase PpaX
Exons: 5
Coding region: 102-884 (260 amino acids)
Biological process (GO): dephosphorylation; DNA repair
Molecular function (GO): phosphoglycolate phosphatase activity
Source: RefSeq, a predicted model, not a curated record
UGAGCUGACUGCUGAGCACCAUUCACAAGUUCAACCUUCACUCACUCUCACAGUGACAGUUACAAGUUUUGACAUUCCUUUUCUGAUCGAAAUCUUCCAAGAUGAACAACAACAGCAAUAGCUACAUCAACCCCUAUUCUACAGGCACAGCCAGUGCUGAGAAGAAGGUAGUGAUCUUUGACAAAGAUGGGACCCUGACCUGCAUGCAUGCUAUGUGGGCUCCCUGGUUAAUCCAGACAGCAGAAAGAAUGGAGGCUUCAACUGGACUCUCACUUCAAGAUGAUAUCUACAAGGCGAUGGGGUUCAACUUCGACGCCCGCAUGUUUGGACCCGGGAUCCUGAUGGAGUGUACAAACCAAGUCUGCUUUGAGUACCUGUGUGAGCUCCUUGUGAAAAAGGGGCUUUCCCCUGAGAGGGCUCGUCUCGUCAGCGAGGAUUGCUUUGACGAUGGUAAUGCUGCGGUCUGCGGAGAGCUCCUGGAAUUUGGCGAUGUACAUGGUAUCUUCUCCAGGCUCAGAGACGAGGGCUAUUACAUUGCUGUUGACACUGCAGACAGUCGCAUCAUGACGGAAGGCACUCUGGACAGACUAGGCGUGUCUCACCUGGUCGACAUGGUGGUCUGCGGAAACGACGCUGGAAUCAAACCAAAGCCCGAUGCGUAUACCGCCCUCAAGAUCUGUUCUAGACUAGGAGUACAUCCCAAGAACGCCGUCUUCGUAGGGGACACCAUCACUGAUGCUAUGUGCGGCAAGAACUCAAAAUGCGGCCUUGUCAUAAGUGUCUUGACUGGGGGCGUCGACAAGAGAAUUCUAGAGAAGAAAGCUGACUUUGUUGUAGAUAGCAUCGAGGAAGCAGCCGAUCUGAUCCUGAGUCGUAACUGCUAGAAAUCGGACAUCCAUGUACAUCUGUAUGGCUUCUGUGAAGCUUUGCUAUAACUUGACACAAUUUUCUGUGAAUCCUAUAUUCCUGAUUAGACCAAACAAGAGGUUUGUGUGUUCUACUAACUUUGAUGAUAAUAAGAACCUAUUCUUGUAUAGCACAAAUCUUAUUAUAAAGUCCCUAUGCCCAUCCAAAGGGCUUUGGAAAUGUUUACCCUAGCUUUAGCUCUGGCAGCCGUUAUCAGGGCACGGUGCAUUUUAAGGAAUAAUCCUACCAGGUACCCAUUUAAUCUACCUUGCCUGGAUGGAUUGUGGCAAAUGUAGAUUACCGGUAAUGUUUCGCCAAAUGUCGUUAUAUCUGUUGUAGGGAUUUGAACCCUUGUGGUUCACAGUCCAGAAACUUAUCCACUUGACCACAACACACCUUCAUCUUUACUGAUGUCUGAAAGUGCACAUACCUCAUUUUUAAAGCGAUAUGCAUUUUUAAAGAUUCGUUAGUUGGUCUGAGACUACAAUCAACAAUUCAUUCAUUCAAUUCAAAAAUUAUUUGACUAAUCAAAAGCAAGUUCUGUUGUUUUUGGUUGUUAAUUAGAAGAAGACUAGUAGAACAUCGUUAUUUGUUUUUACUGGAAAGAUUUUUCAUCUGAUACACUGCUCUUCUACAUGAAUUACUAUUGUGGGGGGAGAAUUUCAGCGUUAUGAAGACAAUUAGAAUCUUUCCUGUCAAUUUAAGUUGGGAAACAAUACCACCCCUGUAAUAUUAACGAAUCAAAUAAGCUGUUACUCAAUUAUGUGUAUAGAUAUUGGAUGUACCGGUCCACAAUUUUUGUCGGAAUGACUUUAGUAUUUGUUUCUUAUGUGAGGUACUGUGUAAAUCACAAACUAGACCAAAGAUCUUUCCAUGUUUUGUUGAUACAUGGGUAUUAUGUGAACAUUUUCAAUGUAAAUAUAUAUUGGUUCUUGUAAUGUGCUACAGAUCAUGAGAUUAUAAUGACUGUCUCGUGGGCCUCCAGAAGAGUUAUCAAUAGGCUCAUGCGAAGAACGGCCCGCAGCCGUAAUUUUUUUUACACGGCAGCCUUUGAUUUUAUGUCUUAAAUUUCAAUAAACACGCUCACGAAGGGUCUAGCUAGCUCAUGCAUCGUUGAUUGCCUAGAUGAGAUGAGCUGAUGAUGAUGCUAUAUUAUAUAUAUAGCAUGCAAACCUCAUACCGGCCGAGAGGGGGUCGAUAUAGAGUCAAUACAAUCUUACAACUCUACUAAUUCAUUAUGUGUAAAAAUAUUGAUGUUGAUAUUUAUAACUUUGCACUUGUAGUUGAAUAUGAAUAUGAGAUGAGUACAUUAUCAUUGUUAACGCACCACAUGUUUGAAAUAAAGACUAGACUCACCGCGAGCGGUUUCAUUGAAAUUAAAGCCGUAAAAUCACAGGCUACAGUGUAAAUAAAAAUACGCGGCCUGCAAGAGCCUUCCGACAACUUGUCUGAGGGUUCACUCUGCUGGCAUUGUCGGUCUCAUGGGCUGUCAGUUGACUGGGAUGUCCCACUUUUUGUUAGCAUGUGCACCGUUCAAGCGCAAGGCAUUACAGAAUGUUGUCAAUCUGUCGCACAAAAGAAGCAUGUGAUGUAGUUUCUUCAGGAAAGUGGGUUGUAAGAACAUUGGUAGACGAUCCUGUCUUUUCUACUUCGUCUGCAUUGCAAUUUUUUAUGAUAAUAUGUAUGUGUAGCUAAUGUUAUGUGUGAUAAUACAAUGUACAUUUAUAUCGGGAAUAUACAAUGUACAUUUAUAUCGGGAAUAUACAAUGUACAUUUAUAUCGGGAAUAUACAAUGUACAUUUAUAUCGGGAAUAUACAAUGUACAUUUAUAUCGGGAAUAUACAAUGUACAUUUAUAUCGGGAAUAUACAAUGUACAUUUAUAUCGGGAAUAUACAAUGUACAUUUAAAUCGGGAAUAUACAAUGUACAUUUAAAUCGGGAAUAUACAAUGUACAUUUCAUAUCAGAGAAUGUACAUGUACUUACUGUUCCCUGUUUAUACUCUGUGCUACAAAGUGUUUAAAGGGAAGUCCACCCUGUUUUAUAAGCAGAACAAUUAGAGAACUUGUUCAAACAGGUCAGUGAAGUUUGAGCAAAAAACGAUCAAAUAUGAGAAAGUUAUGAAUUUUUGAAGGUGCGAUCAAUCAAACACAAAUUGGCAACUCAGUGACGAAUCUUGCGAAAUCCUUCAUAUUUGCCUUAGAUAUUAAAAAAA